Blumeria graminis f. sp. triticale is the source of this 1320-nucleotide messenger RNA. The record is from the annotation of a GenBank genome assembly. NCBI's taxonomy places the organism in Eukaryota, Fungi, Ascomycota, Leotiomycetes, Helotiales, Erysiphaceae.
AUGUCGAACACUCAAGUCGGUUCAAUCUAUCAACAAAUUAUCGCAGAUGUCAUCGAAAGUUCUCGAGUUGAUUUUGAAGAAAUGGGUGUUGAUGAGAAUGUUCUUGAGAUGUUAAGACAGGGAUGGCAAAAAAAACUUUCACAACUCGAGGUAGCGAAUUUUCCUUGGGAUCCAAAACCAGAACCAAUCCUGCCAAUGAACAACCCAUCGAAUAUUCCCUCCAACCUAAAUAAUUAUCAACAUGUUGGAAACCAAGGGAUUUCUCACCAACCUGUUCAACAGUUAAAUAUGAUGAACAAAAAUGGAUCUAUAAUCAAAUCAGAGCAAGGACCGGAUAAUCAAUCAAUAUCCCAGUUUGGGAACCAGAUUCCUAACCUUCCAGCGACGACGACGACAGCUCAGCAACGCGCCGCUGCUCAUUUACAUAAUAAUUACGGUCCUCGUGCUGCGGCUUCUAUCAAUGCAAUACACCAAGGAGCUACUCACGGCCAGGUUAGCUCUUCCAUCCAACAAGUACAGAUGUUACAAAUGAUGCAACAAAAACAACAGCAAAAUCUUCAUCAUCAACAGCAACAUCAACUUCAGCAGCAACAACACCAAAAGCUACAGCAACAACAGCAACAACAGCAACAACAUCAGCAGCAGCAGCAGCAGAAACAACUAGAAACCUCGCAGAAAGGCAUUGAUUCUGUCCAAAACUCGUCAAGCCAACAGCAGUCUACCAAACAAGAGUAUCCUAUGGAGCAAAUCAUUGCUACUUCAUCUAUUAGCCCGCAGGCUGCUCUGCAAAAGAGUACAACAAGUGAUAUUAGUAAUGCUCAGACAGAUGGUACAAGCGAGAAUAGAGAAAGCUUAGAUCAGGAAACGAUGUCGGGUAACGAUUGCAACCAAUCGACGAUCAGACGUCAAGAAAUUGAUUGUUUAAUACGGCAAAAAAUUGAAGCGAUGGGAUCUACCAUGGAAGGUGGUGGAAUCAUGCUUCCGCUAAAUCAAGUUACCGCUACCCCUUUCAAAAUAGGCCGAGCAAAAAUUUCUACAAAUGAAACCAGAGCUCAAGUCGAUGGUGGCGACGAUGAUGCCGACGAUGCAAAAGAUGAAGAGCUUGACGAAGAUGCGAUAAAUUCUGAUCUUGACGAUCCUGACGAAGGUCUCAAUGAAGAGGACGAAGAAGAGGAUGGUAUGGGUCAUAUUAUGCUCUGUAUGUAUGACAAGGUCCAGCGGGUUAAAAAUAAGUGGAAGUGUGUGAUGAAAGAUGGUGUCUUGACGGUCAAUAACAAAGAAUAUGUCUUUCAUAAAGCAUCUGGAGAAUAUGAGUGGUAA